GAGACAAAUCUCGUUUAUUCUCGCGAGAAUCAACGACUGUAUGUUAAAGCUCCUUCCAUCUGCCAAACCGAAGCUGGACUGUUUUGCAUUAAAGCCAAUAUCUAGCAUUUUUUUUCUUUCUUUUUGUGUUUUUGAAGUACUUUCUAUCCAAGACGAAAAGUGUAACUAGUUAUAAAGGUAACCGAACACGUCAGUAGUCAUGCGCUGUUUGUUUCUCUUUUAAAGACCUUUCGUUUAAGCCGAAUCAAAACCAUUUGACACAACUUCUACUUAUUCAUGUCGUCGGAAUCUAUGACACUAGACAGGCCUGGAAAAGGAAAGUUACAUGGUGGGGCGGUGCUGCCCUCUGCUGGUCAGAGCGUAGAUGACAGCUGGAGCCUCGCGUAUGUCAGCGGGGAUCUGUUCUCGUGCCCGCCGGAGGAAGCCCUUGCGCACUGCAUCAGUGAGGACUGCCGCAUGGGGGCAGGCAUAGCGAUCAUGUUCAAGAGGAAGUUCGCUGGUGUGGCUGAGUUAAAGGAACAGAAGAAAGUGAGCGGACAGUGCGCUGUACUAAGGAAAAAGGGACGUUUCAUCUACUAUUUGAUAACAAAGGCAAAAUAUAACCAGAAACCGACCUAUGACAGCCUGAAACGGAGCCUGGAGGAUAUGAAGUCUCACUGCGUAAAAUAUGGCGUGACGAGAAUAUCAAUGCCGCGCAUUGGGUGUGGUCUGGACCGACUGAAGUGGUCAAAAGUGGCCGAGAUUCUGGAAGAGGUCUUCUACCACACAAACAUCUCCAUCACCGUCUACAGCCUCCCUGAGAAAACGGAGACCACAGUGAUGAAGGAAAACAUGCGCAGAUGAUUAUAUACAUUUAAAGAAUGUUUUUCUCUUUU
Oryzias melastigma (Indian medaka) is the source of this 875-nucleotide messenger RNA. RefSeq names its product O-acyl-ADP-ribose deacylase 1 (gene oard1). The transcript is spliced from 5 exons. The coding region runs from base 277 to 843 and encodes 188 amino acids. NCBI's taxonomy places the organism in Eukaryota, Metazoa, Chordata, Actinopteri, Beloniformes, Adrianichthyidae. The record is from RefSeq and is a predicted model, not a curated record. Gene Ontology annotation, biological process: peptidyl-glutamate ADP-deribosylation.